AAGCAGUUAUAAUUAACCAGCUUCAUCACCCAACCAACACUCUUACCGUCUCCCAUCUGCCCAUAUGUCAUUAUACAAACCAUAUGUCCCAAAGACAACUGUCGCUGCCUCAACUCCAGUCACGGAAUUCGACAUCCUAAAAGCCUCGCACAAGUUCCUGCGAGACGGCACAGACGGUGAAGCCAGUACAUCAUGGAACGACCAGCUCGCACAGAAAUACUACGACAGCCUCUACCGCGAAUUCGCGAUUUGUGAUCUCAAGCAUUACAAGUCAGGAAACUUCACCCUCCGAUGGCGCACAGAAACAGAAGUUCUCUCCGGAACAGGCGACACGACAUGCGCAAACGCGCGCUGUCCCGACCACACCGCAUCUUCUACACCACUUACGACUCUCGAGCUACCAUUUACAUAUGAAGAGCACGGACAACGGAAAGAAGCGCUCGUGAAAGUCGUUCUGUGUUCGAAAUGCGUGCGCAAGAUCAUGUGGAAGAGGAAACACGAAAAGAGAAGGGAAGACGAGGGUGGUGCGGUGGAGGCUAAGACGGGCGAAAGUGAACAAGUCGAGGAUAGAAAACAACUAAAGUCCAGAAGCCGCUCGAAGGACGUCGAGCGUGAUGUUGAGCGGCAUCGCGCCCGACGAAGACGAAGCUCACGUUCGCGGUCUCCGCGAGCUCACAAAACGGAAUCGGGACGACCCUAUUACAAACGAGGAACAGCGGUAGCCUAAACCCUAGUCCUACUUACUAGCAAGGAAGUUCUCGUGCUUCUCGACAUGUACAUUAGAUUGCGGUGUGUGUGCACUCAAAUGUUCUUGCUCGCAUACCCUUCUCAGGUCCAACGGGACUUGCGCCGUCACGUUGUCCCCAGCU
Molecule: messenger RNA, 869 nt
Organism: Suillus clintonianus
Lineage: Eukaryota; Fungi; Basidiomycota; Agaricomycetes; Boletales; Suillaceae
Product: folate-sensitive fragile site protein Fra10Ac1-domain-containing protein
Exons: 4
Coding region: 65-727 (220 amino acids)
Source: RefSeq, a predicted model, not a curated record